This is a messenger RNA of Suillus bovinus, 2634 nucleotides long. RefSeq lists its product as uncharacterized. The coding region runs from base 1 to 2634 and encodes 877 amino acids. Gene Ontology annotation, molecular function: calcium ion binding. Lineage: Eukaryota; Fungi; Basidiomycota; Agaricomycetes; Boletales; Suillaceae. The transcript has 11 exons. Gene Ontology annotation, cellular component: membrane. The record is from RefSeq and is a predicted model, not a curated record.
AUGCAUUCAAUGGAUGUACUCGAUACGCCCAGCUCAUCGCGUGCACCACCACCUGGCUUUAUUUCUGAUUUUCCUUGUCGCAAUAUCUCAUACGGCUCAAUGUCGCGAAUGGAUAGUCAUCUUUCCCUUCACUCCCCACAAAGCGCGACCUCGGGCUCCAGCGGUCCGUCAUCCGCCGUGCACGGCGUGUCAUCUGCAUAUACCAUGAAUACUUCGUCCAUCAUGGUCAAUGGACAGUCUAUGAUUCAAUCUGUGCAUGCCGGGGCGUUGGAUUCUUCUGGGUCUCCGGGGGCUUUGGGGAAUUCAGCUUCUGAGCUGGCGUUUCCCCCUUUAAGCAAUAGCUCAUCAAAGCCGACGCAAGACCCAAGUUUUAUAUUCCCGCCCCCAGACGUGCCUGAUUUAUUCACUGGGCGCGAUAGCUCACCAGAGACACCCGGAGACUCACACUUACUGGUUGUUGGAGACAUACUUAAAACUAUUGCACACACCGCGCAAUCAGCAAGUACAGCAAUUGAUGAGCUCAAGAAGACCAUCACACUGGUCUCCGAGCUUAUUGCCGCCACAAAAAUCACGGAUACGCCAGUCAUAUCACGUCAUCCUUCGCCUCGACGCUUUUCUUUGUUUGGCGCAAAGUCCAAUCAAUUGGCGUCCGGCAUGCACUUUUCCUCUGCGGCAGACUUAGGUACUAUGGAUGACAUGUCUCGGAAACGGUGUGCUUCAUCGAUGGCCGGCGACCGUGUUAUCAAAGCGCCAAAGCGUGAGCCGCAAGAGGACACGCCACUUCAUAUUAUCCCUCCGCAAGUGUCUAGCCAACAACCUUUUUCUGCUGUUGUUGCGGCCUCCAUGACUGAUAUGCGACCCACGACUUCAUAUGUUCCUGCAAAUGCGCCUGCAGAUUCAGCUUCCCGACCAACAAGCUCCGCAGGUCAGCCUUCCAUUGCAGGAUAUGGUCUGAUUUCACAUCAACCGUCCGCUGCAUCUAUGAGCUUUACGAUACCUGUAUCUUCAGCACCGCCUGCCUCAUCUACGGAAUUCAUUUCAACAUCACCGCUAUCGACAUCUAUGCCUCAUUCUGCUCAUUUCCCCCCUCCCCCCACCGUCCGGGCCUCGUGGUCAGACAGUGCUGCCACAUUACCUCAUCGCAGCCAUCAGCAUUCACUUUCGGGAAGUUCCCUUAAUGCCAGCAUCAAUUUUCAUUCGAUACCCAGCAAUAGCUCGUCUCUUGGACCACUCCCAUUUUCAACAACCGGAGCAUUCCCUUCAUCAUCUUCACAGCCACAGAAUUUGUCUCCGACAUCAACGCCAGGGCACAGCAAUGAAGUCCCCCAAGAGUAUCGUGCAGAAGUUGACCGUAUCUUCUUCGAGUUCUUGAACAGCAUCUGUUCAAAUUUGGAUGCCACCGAUGCGAAAGGGGAGCCGAUACAUCAAACACUAAUGGCAAAGAAAAUGCAACGUCUAGAUGAGUCACCUGAUUUUCGACCAUUUAAAUUCCGGAUACAGGCUUUCACGAAUGCAUUUUUGGAAGAGAUCCGCAACUACCUGUGGAACCAACCGUAUAUCUCGCGCUUCAACGAGGAUGGUAAAAAGACCAAGUCUAAGGGUAAUCAUAUUUGGAACAUAGAUGCAAAGAAGAGCCCUCAUGAUGGCACUUGGUCUUUUCGCCCUUUCCAUCGGAAAGUGGCUGGCUCGCCGCCUGGUGUUGCUUACGUUGGCCUUCGGUGGUCUUGGGCACCUCGUAUAUGGGAUCCACAGGCGUCACGAUCGAACUUGAUAGUUACGUAUUCUUCGCCGUCCCUCCCGUCCUGGCUAUUUUGGGAAGACGAUGUGCUGUCAGGAACGCCUCCCCCGGACGCAGAGAGCUGUGACAUCACGGUUGUAGCCCGUUAUGUUCAAGAUGGGCAAGAAGAGCUGCUGACGCAGACCUUCCAUCUUAAUAUUGUGCCUGUCUCGAACCUUGACACCUCGUUCUCUGCCUCGCGUCGCGGUUCUAUGAAUGGGGAGAUGCACAAGCCACGUCGGGUGACAAGUGAUUCCACAGUUCCUCAGGCAUCUCCCAGGCCGUUGAGGUCCCAACCAUCGUCUGGUCUGGUGUCACCAGUUGCCACGCGUGAUGCACAAGUGAUUCAAGUGCUGACGUCAGCUGCUCAGCGUGUCGCUCAAGAAGCACAGUCUCAAAUAAUAUCUUCCGCGACACCAGGCGAGCCCGGCCCUGAGCUGCAGGCCCUUGCGAAGCAACAACAUGUGUUGACAAUUACCGCACAAGCGUUCGACCAAGAAGUGACUGGUCAACAACGGUCGGAGAUCGGCCCACAGGCAACUACUGUGUUAGCAGCAGCAGCACAACAGGUCGUAUUCCAGGCUGCACGCCAAGUAGUUGCAGAUCGCUCUGCUGCUGUUGCGAAUCAGAUUUCCGCGGGUUUCACUCCCCCGCCUGAUGCCGCUACACAGGUGACUGUAAAUGAAGUGUCGGUUGCUACGCAAUCAGCCGUUGCACAGGCUGUCGAAAUCACAGGACCGUUAUCCAACGAGGUUGACGUCCUGAUGACGGCAAGUUCCUUGUUGCAACAGCAGAUUAGAGCUCCAACUUUGGCCGACUAUCAUGAUGCUCCGCCAUUCUUAGCAUAUCUUCUUUAG